UAGCUUUCUGUUUGGGCUGGAAAGGUUCGCCUGGGGUUGCGAUAAAACAGCCAGCUUCCUCAUAUGUGAAGGGGAAAUUGAAAACAGCAAUUCGAAUUAAGAAGUGGUUUCUUCCUCGACGUCAACAUGGCACAGGAGAAAAUGGACCCGAGGCUGCUGUCAAGUUCGACCAUCGCAGACAGCAACAUCCGGAGAUCUAGCAGGGUGCCUUGGAUCAAUGGGUUUAGUGAUCACUCCCAGGUGUUCCCAGCUGGCGUCUUAAGAACUAAACAGAAAGUGACACAGUCUUUCAGCCACCACUGUCUGCUACUGCCUCCUUCUCCAUCUCGCACAUCCAUCAGUCGCCUUCAUCAGAUCAAACAGGACGAAUGCAUGGAUUUUCUCAAUCAAGAAGUGACCUAUGAACGGGAGGUACAUGCUGCACUCCAGAUAAAUAGAUGUUGGGAAGAAAAGCUUAUCCUGAAUGACAACAGUGGAGAGACCCCAUCUACUUCCAAUCACGCGGAUGUCAUCCUACCUACCAACAGCUUCUUCUCCCUCAAGGAGGUCUUGGAAGGUAAAAUGGUCCCUGAAGAUCAACCGAAGAGGGUUUUCCAAGACCCGACCAACAUGCCUUCUUCUAACACGGCCCAUCUGCCGUAUGAGAAGAUGGAGUGAGUCGACAUAAGGCAUUAUGCAGUGUCAUGUGGGAAGUAUGAUCAACCCUUUUACAAACUCGCAUGUGUCACCGUCUGGUUCUUCACUUAUUCUGGAAGAUGAACUUUCAACCAAAUGAUUCAUCCAACCUACGACUAUCCUCCCAAUGGAGAAACAAACGACAGACCAAGGU
Echinops telfairi (small Madagascar hedgehog) is the source of this 829-nucleotide messenger RNA. Its product is annotated as P2R1A-PPP2R2A-interacting phosphatase regulator 1-like. Gene Ontology annotation, cellular component: cytoplasm; nucleus. Gene Ontology annotation, biological process: mitotic G2/M transition checkpoint. The record is from RefSeq and is a predicted model, not a curated record. Bases 127 to 657 code for a protein of 176 amino acids. The transcript is spliced from 9 exons. Lineage: Eukaryota; Metazoa; Chordata; Mammalia; Afrosoricida; Tenrecidae. Gene Ontology annotation, molecular function: protein serine/threonine phosphatase inhibitor activity.